AUGGCCUGCGAUUGUGGAUCUACUUGUAACUGCGGCGGACCAGGCUCUUGCUCCUGUGGCCAGAGCUGCUCAUGUAAGAACUGCGGCAAAUAA
Messenger RNA from Fusarium mangiferae, 93 nucleotides. RefSeq lists its product as uncharacterized. The record is from RefSeq and is a predicted model, not a curated record. Bases 1 to 93 code for a protein of 30 amino acids. Lineage: Eukaryota; Fungi; Ascomycota; Sordariomycetes; Hypocreales; Nectriaceae. The transcript has 2 exons.